AAAAUGUUGAUGGGGUAUUGAAAUAAGUAAGAGAGAGAGUGGUGAGGACAUUUUUUUUUUAUCAUUGGUGGGAUAAAUUUUCCUCACCAAAUUUCCUCAUGAGAAAACUGAAAAUUUUAGUGAGAGAAAGUGGGUAGAAAGAGAAUGAGAAAACCAUUUUUUUCCUCAUUGCCGAGAUUGCUCUAUAUAUAUUUUAAUAAAAUGCUCGCUCUUAACCGCUUUCAAAAAAAAAAAAAAUGUCAUUAUUAAGAGGUUCUCCUUCAAAGUUUCCCUUAGCAACUUCUACUUAUCCAAAAUUAGAUUAUUUUAUCCAGUCAAUAAUAAUCAUCAUUUGAAGUUUUAACGUUUCGUUCUUUCUUCCCUCCCUCUUCUUCAUCAAACAACAAGCUACAUCAAUAUAAGAGAGAGAAAAUCAUCAAAACAUCAAAGAAGUAGAAAAUCUUCUUCCUAAAUUUUCUCUCUCUUCAAAUCUCAUGAAUUUCUCCAUUUUACAAUGCCUCUUUCCAACAAUAAUUCAUCAUAUUCGAGCUCAUUGACGAUUGGAGAGAGAUUAUGCGCUGUUUUACUGCCGUUUAUCGCAAUCAUUGAGACGCUUGCUUUCGCAGUUUCUCAUUGCUUCGAAUUGGAUGAUUUGGAUAAUCCGCGAAAUCAAAAGAAGAAGAAAUUUAAGCAAAUUCACACCGACUUUGUUCGCCUUGCUCGUGAAUCUCUUUUUACGGUGAAUGAAAUUGAGGCAUUAUUCGAGUUAUUCAAAAAAUUGAGUAGUACAAUCAUUGAUGAUGGCUUAAUUCAUAAGGAGGAACUUCAACUAGCACUUUUCAGAAGCCAAAUUGGCAAAAAUCUUUUUGUGGACCGGGUUUUUGACCUCUUUGAUGAAAAGGAGAAUGGUGUCAUUGACUUUGAGGAAUUUAUUCACGCAUUGAAUGUAUUUCAUCCCCAUGCGCCUAUUGAAGAUAAAAUUAACUUUGCGUUUAGACUGUAUGAUCUGAGACAAACUGGAUUUAUUGAACGCGAGGAAGUUAAGCAAAUGGUGAUAGCCAUUUUAUCUGAAUCAGGAUUGGAUUUAUCAGAUGAUCUUUUAGAGUCGAUCAUUGACAAGACUUUUGCUGAGGCUGAUGCUGACAGAGAUGGUAAAAUUUGCAAGGAAGAGUGGAAGACUUAUGUUCUUCGUAAUCCUAGCCUCUUGAGGAACAUGACUCUUCCUUAUCUCGUGGAUGUUACCACAUGUUUUCCAAGUUUUAUUUUCAACACUGAAGUUGAAGAAUGAGUGAUGCUUCCUCAUGGGUAGUUCUGGAAAAAGAUAAGACAGAAAAGAGUCCCAAGAAAACCAGGCGGUUUAAAUGUUGCCUGAGGUUCGAAAGAUCCCGAUAUUCAGCAGUUGGCUACUUAUCUGAUGCAAGUAUGAUUCUGGUAGUCACAAAUCUCACAAUGGCAAAGAUUCCUGCUCUAAUCGACCUGGGAAUUGUGGGUCUUAACAGCGCGUUUGGUAGGCCAGUAGCUAGUAGCUGGUAGUUAUUUGGAGGUAAUGAUAACCUAUAUACAAGUACGAUUUUGUAAAGAAAGCCUCAUGUCAAUGUCAGCUGUAAUGCUUGUCCACCUCCAAAUAUAUUUGUUUCGUAAAUUUCCUUCAUUUCAUUCUCACUUUUAAGGCAGUGUUGAGUUACAAUGGAAUCCAUGAAGAAAAAUACAUGACGGAUUCCAUCGACACGGGAAUUACCUUUACAAUUUUGCAUAUAUCUUCAUUGUCAUUGGCUGUCAUUUUUUAUUGUAUACCAUAAACCCGUGGCCGUUAGUGCUGUCGGUAGCAAUCUUGAACCUGUAAAUUCUGUAAUAGAAACCUGUGAAGGCUGUGUUAGUGCAA
Molecule: messenger RNA, 1861 nt
Organism: Chenopodium quinoa (quinoa)
Lineage: Eukaryota; Viridiplantae; Streptophyta; Magnoliopsida; Caryophyllales; Amaranthaceae
Product: calcineurin B-like protein 10
Exons: 9
Coding region: 494-1267 (257 amino acids)
Biological process (GO): calcium-mediated signaling
Molecular function (GO): kinase binding; calcium ion binding
Source: RefSeq, a predicted model, not a curated record